This is a messenger RNA of Ilex paraguariensis (yerba mate), 921 nucleotides long. Lineage: Eukaryota; Viridiplantae; Streptophyta; Magnoliopsida; Aquifoliales; Aquifoliaceae. The record is from the annotation of a GenBank genome assembly.
AUGUUGUUCCUCAAACCGUUUAUUUCACCUCCAUCAUUCGUCAAUUGGAGUAAACCAAAUAUUAGUGGGAAUCCAACUGAAGCCAAUGCUAAAAUUGGUAGAAGAGUGAAGGUUGUUUGUCUUGGAAUGUUGGCACCAAGAAAGUUCAUGCAAAAGAGGAAGAAAAUAGAGGUUUUCAAGGAUGCUGCUGAUGAAACGGAUCAGAAAAACUGGAGGAGACUGAUGAACGAAAUUGAGGAGGCAGGUUCUGCAGUUUUAGUGCUCAAAAGCCGAAGGACCAAGAACCAGGCUCUUCCUAAAGAUGUGGUUGUUGGCACCUUAAUUAGGUUUAAGCAGAUGAAGAAGUGGAACCUCGUCAGUGAGAUUCUUGAAUGGCUUCGGACACAGCAUUGGUGGAAUUUCAACGAGAUGGAUUUUCUGAUGCUUAUUACAGCAUAUGGAAAGCAAGGGGACUUUAACAAGGCUGAAAGGGUAUUAAGCUACAUGAACAAGAAGGGCUUUCCACCAAGUGUCAUAUCCCACACUGCUCUCAUGGAAGCAUAUGGAAAAGGCAGGCAGUACAAUAAGGCAGAAGCAAUAUUUCGAAAGAUGCAAUCUUCAGGUCCUGAGCCUUCUGCUGUAACAUAUCAAAUAAUUCUUAAAAUAUUCGUUGAGGGAGACAAGUUCAAAGAAGCUGAAGAGAUUUUUGAAACCCUUCUGAACACAGAGGUUUCACUUUUAAAGCCAGAUCAAAAGAUGUUCCACAUGAUGAUUUAUAUGCAUAAGAAGGCAGGGAACUAUGACAAAGCUCGUAAACUAUUUGCGUUGAUGGCUGAGCGAGGAGUUCAACAAACUACAGUCACUUAUAAUAGCUUAAUGUCAUUUGAUACUAAUUACAAGGAGGUUUCGAAAAUUUAUGACCAGGUAAAUUUGAAUUACUAG